Molecule: messenger RNA, 581 nt
Organism: Cloeon dipterum
Lineage: Eukaryota; Metazoa; Arthropoda; Insecta; Ephemeroptera; Baetidae
Gene: COX7AL2
Product: cytochrome c oxidase subunit 7A-related protein, mitochondrial
Exons: 3
Coding region: 77-469 (130 amino acids)
Biological process (GO): regulation of oxidative phosphorylation; mitochondrial electron transport, cytochrome c to oxygen; mitochondrial respirasome assembly
Source: RefSeq, a predicted model, not a curated record
AUUCAGAUUCGGUUCGGCCGGCGGCACGAGUGCAACUAACUCCAAUUUGAAGAGCAAACGACAACACGAUUGCGAAAUGUAUUACCAGUUUAAUAAUUUCACUGGAAGCAUCUCCCCAGCCACGCACACAAUGUGGCCGUAUUAUCCCCUGAGCCCGCGGCCCUACUCGAAAGCCGACUCGUCCGAAUUCUUUUUCGACCAAAAAUCGACUCGAGCCGCGCAGGUUAAAGGAACGACCAGGGUUGUGCAGAGAAAAUGCGUUCCUGGAUCCAACAAUUUCUAUUCGCCCCUCGACGAACGAGUGCGCCAGAAAAUGGAGCUCUUCCAGAAACCGAACGGAGUCCCGAUCCACCUGAAGGGUGGCCAGGCCGACAAGGUGUUGUUCGGCGUAACACUUGGCCUCUCGGCAGUCGGCGUUAUUUUAGUCGCUCGCUUGAUCUACUCGAUGGCUGUGCCAAAGAAGCAGUAAUAAGAGCGACAGUUUGCGACACUGAUGCGGCCAUAAAAGUGUGUGACACAAUAAUACUAGCGCGCGGUUAUUGCUACCACAAGUAAUAACACACACGUUCCGCCAAUUUGAU